This is a messenger RNA of Leptinotarsa decemlineata (Colorado potato beetle), 1415 nucleotides long. Its product is annotated as macrophage mannose receptor 1. NCBI's taxonomy places the organism in Eukaryota, Metazoa, Arthropoda, Insecta, Coleoptera, Chrysomelidae. The record is from RefSeq and is a predicted model, not a curated record.
AACAUGCAACACAAACUCGGCUGCGAAGCAUAUCAAUAAACAAGGUCAAUUCGAAAACAGAUAAGAAAUAAAUAAAAACCAAUAACGCUUUCUCUUCUCAACAGUUGCAAAUUUGUUGACAAUGUGGUAUUUUCGUGUAAUAAACCUAGUUUUUUUAUUAAACUUCCAAGCUGAUUCAGUUGCCUCUUCCUCUCAUAUCACAGGCAGAAGGAGGUAUUUCAUAGGAACUGAUAAGGUUACUGGAAAUCAAGCAGUCGAAAUGUGUCGGCGAAGAUCCAUGAAACUUGCUAGCAUUCGGAACGAAAAGGAAAACAAUGAUAUAUACAGGUUUUUGUCACAGCAAGAUUUGAAAGGCGGUUUUUAUGUUUCGGGAAAGAAACUCAGUUAUGGAGGUGCAUUCACUUGGUUAGACGGAAAGCCUUUGGAGUUUUUCAGUUGGAAUGCAGGGGAGCCAAACGGCUAUCUUGAAACAGAGAGCUGCAUAGAUGUUUUCAUCGUCAAGGACGUUCUCAAAUGGGAUGAUCAACCUUGUGAAUACCCCGGGUUCUAUCUCUGCGAAUCUAUGGAUGAUCCUGACAUUUCCAUAGAUGAAGACGACUCUUGCCCGUUCAAGAAGAGCAAAAAACAGAAAUAUUACCUCGGAACGGAAAAGAUGACAUAUUUUGAUGCAAUUCAAUACUGUGAGAAAAUGUUUAUGCAACUGGCUACAGUUGAAACCGCAGAGGAAAACUUCGAUAUAUACACCUUGAUGCUUGUGAAAGGUUUGAAUGGUGAUGGUUAUUGGAUUGCCGCAAAUCAAAGACUUGGUUCUAACGUCUGGAGGUGGCUCGAUGGAACACGACUCAAAUAUUUCAAUUGGAAUGAUGGAGAACCAAACAACGAUAGACCAAGAGAAAAUUGCAUAACGGUUUUCAGAAAAGACAUGGAAUCAAAAUGGAAUGACGACCCUUGUGAACACCAAUAUUUUGCUAUCUGUGAAAAAGUAGAACCCAAAGUAGAAAUUCAUGUUAACAAACAAUUACUUUACUCAGAAAAACGAAAAUCGUACCCAGAACAGUCGGACGUUUUGGAAAUAUUUUUGGAUCUGCCAGAAAAUGAUUAUCUUCUAGGAUGGAAUAUUGUUAGGAAAUGAUUUCAUCAAUAAUUUUUAUUGUUUACAGAACGAAAAAAAAAUUAUUCAAAAUCAUUUUGCUAAGCAAUAUGAAUAAUUCAAAAAUUAUAUUGUACAAUUCCGUAUAUAAAUUGUAUCCAUUCGAUGUUACAAAAAAAAACAGAAAACAAAUUGUAGACUAAGCUCAGUAUUCAUCUCUUCAUAACUGCUCCACGAAAGUUGAGAAAUAAUAUUAUCAAAUUCGUAUCCCCAAUUUCUUAUAAGUUAAAUUACGCAACUAAAAUAGAAAAAAAAUGUAUUCGUG